AUGUCUGAUAAGCUGAACAUCGAGGCUCCUAGCUUUGUUCCAGAUUACAGGCAGAAAAAGGGUGGCAGGAAUGCCGGUAAGGCACUCACUACUCCGAAUGCCAAUACAAAGCCUAAACCCGCGAAGAAUGGCAGGGGCUCAAAGGGGAAUGGAAAUUCUCAUAGAAAUCAUGGGAAACCCAGUGCACAUGAGGACUUGGAAUGGAACAUUCAAGAUGAGCUUGCCCAUGGAGAUUACAAAUUAAACGGGAAGAAAACAAAGAUAUCGAUCAAUCAUUUGCUUGAUUUCCAGCUACCUGAAGUGGAACGUUUUAAAUCCGGGUCUACGAGAGCACCUGACAAAAGAAGAAGAAGACGUCAAAGUGAUAACCAAGACAGAGUUUAUCUACACGGGGAUUCUUUUGUGAAUGCGAACUAUAAGUUCCUUGUGGAUGAUGAAGGUUCUUACGAAGCGCAAUGUAACGAUCCCAACGUGCCAUUGGAGACGGAAUCAGUGAAGCGUGUGGUGAUACCAAAGGGACAAACUUGUCCGAUAUGUUUAUCGGAAGACCUUAUAUCUCCGAGAAUGGUUGUUUGUGGUCAUGUCUUCUGUCAAACGUGUUUGCUCCAACUGUUUACCAAUGACCCAAUGGUAGGAAAAAACGAUGAAAGUACGUAUGCAAGGAUGAAGCGCAAGGAUUUAAGAGAAUGCCCGCUUUGUAGUAGCAUUAUCAAAAAGACAAGCGUGAAACCUGUUCUUUUCACUGACGCAGACUCCAAGGAUAAUACCCCAACUAUUGGUUCCAUGGUCGAAUUGCAACUAAUGUGUAGACCUCAUGGCUCCCUACUACCGUUACCUGUUAACCUCAACAUUGAUCCAUUCUCCAUUGGAAAUUUCCCAUCAGUGCAUAUGAAAGAGUUAGCCGUGUAUUCCCGAAUCAUGAAAUGUAGCACGCAAUAUGCAAUCCAUUUAUUGGAGCGGGAUAAUUUACAGAUAUAUGAACAGUUAGAAAUCGAUAAGGCGUUGUAUCACGAUAAUGGGAAGCUGGCACAAUUAGCGUUAGAUGAAAAUGUAUCAUUAAUCAACGGAUUAAAAUCCAAGAACAACAAUAAAGAGCCCGAUAUUUCUGCCCUUUCUAUUGCAUCAGGUGGAUUAGAAAAAUACAAUGAUGAUAAUGCAUUCUUCUAUUACGAGGCUGGGUUCAACUCCACCACGAAAUUUUAUCUUUCACCAUUAGACGUUAAGGUGUUGAAAAACGUAUUUGCACACUACCACGAAUUCCCUAGCACUAUCAAGAUCAAAGUUGAAGACAUCCAUUACGGAUCAAUGGUUACGGAAACAACUAUAUCCAAAUUCAAGUAUUUCUCUCAUUUACCGAUUGGUACAGAGUUAGCAUUCGUUGACCUUGAUUGGCGCAAUGAGGACAUCAUUCCAAAGGAAGUUUAUAACAAAUUCUUUGCUGAGUUGAGACAAAGGCACAGAAAAGCGAUGACAAAGAGAAACAAAGAGGAUAAAGACAAGAUUACCUACCAAGAACGACUUGAGCAAGAACACCUAGAAUUCUACCAACGUGAAAACAAUAACCAGUAUCCACCUAUGCAAAAGCCAGCCACUCAGUUUCCAUCAAAGAAGACCAGUACCGUUAACCAUCCUUCAAAUAUUGCAUUGUCAGCAUCGCCAGAUGACGAAGCUUCAUCGAAACCAAAAAUGAAGGAACGUACUGUAUGGGGAACACAAAUUACCGUUACAGACCAAAAUGUCAUCGAAGAGGACCUAGAGUUCGAGAAAAUGCUACUUGAAGCUUCACAAUCGAAGAAAGGUCGUUCAAAGAAAAAGGGUAAAACACUCCUUCUGAGUAACAACUCAACUAGAACAUUAUAA
Messenger RNA from Kluyveromyces lactis, 1860 nucleotides. RefSeq names its product RING-type E3 ubiquitin transferase MAG2 (gene MAG2). Bases 1 to 1860 code for a protein of 619 amino acids. NCBI's taxonomy places the organism in Eukaryota, Fungi, Ascomycota, Saccharomycetes, Saccharomycetales, Saccharomycetaceae. Gene Ontology annotation, biological process: positive regulation of transcription by RNA polymerase II. Gene Ontology annotation, molecular function: transcription cis-regulatory region binding. The record is from RefSeq and is a predicted model, not a curated record. The transcript has a single exon.